Messenger RNA from Zychaea mexicana, 465 nucleotides. RefSeq names its product 40S ribosomal protein S22-A. NCBI's taxonomy places the organism in Eukaryota, Fungi, Mucoromycota, Mucoromycetes, Mucorales, Lichtheimiaceae. The transcript is spliced from 2 exons. Gene Ontology annotation, cellular component: cytosolic small ribosomal subunit; ribosome. Gene Ontology annotation, molecular function: structural constituent of ribosome. Gene Ontology annotation, biological process: translation. The record is from RefSeq and is a predicted model, not a curated record. The annotation marks the transcript as partial.
AGAUGGUCCGCGCCUCUGUUUUGAACGACUGCUUGAACAGCAUCAACAACGCUGAACGCCGUGGCAAGCGCCAGGUCUUGAUCCGUCCUUCCUCCAAAGUCAUUGUCAAGUUCUUGUCUGUCAUGCAGAAGCAUGGCUACAUUGGCGAAUUCGAGGAAAUCGAUGACCAUCGCUCUGGCAAGAUCGUCAUCCAGCUUAACGGUCGUUUGAACAAGUGUGGUGUCAUCUCGCCCCGCUUCAACAUCAAGAUCGCCGAGCUCGAGAAGUGGACCUCCAACCUUUUGCCCUCGCGUCAGUUCGGUUAUGUUAUCUUGACCACCUCUGCCGGUAUCAUGGACCACGAAGAGGCCCGUCGCAAGCACGUUGGUGGCAAGAUCCUUGGUUUCUUCUACUAAGUUUCUUGACAUUUUGCCGCAAAAAGAAUUAAAAAAGUUCGUUUUACUUGAACUGUUUUAAAAAAAACAA